CACAAAGUGAAACUACAUUUACCAGCCUACGCUAUUCACGUUGACUUUUACGUAAUGGGCAACUCCCCGGAUGCGGCUGUGAUUGACUAUACCAGGCAAGAAAAGAUCGAAAGCUAAGUGGCGGUGCUACAGCCCCAGUGGUCGUUGGCAGGAUGCAGACCAUUAAGUGUGUGGUGGUGGGUGAUGGGGCAGUGGGUAAAACCUGCCUACUAAUCUCUUAUACCACUAAUGCCUUCCCAGAAGAAUACAUUCCCACAGUGUUUGACAAUUACAGCGCUCAGAUGAGUGUGGAUGGCCGCACUGUAAGCCUCAACCUGUGGGACACUGCGGGCCAGGAGGAGUAUGAUCGUCUGCGUACUCUCUCCUAUCCUCAGACCAACGUUUUUAUAAUCUGCUUCUCCAUUGGCAGCCCUUCAUCCCACGCAAACGUGAGGCACAAGUGGCACCCUGAAGUGUCCCACCACUGCCCCAACGUUCCUAUCUUGCUGGUGGGCACCAAGAAAGACCUGAGAGGAGAUGAAGAAACUGUGAAGAAGCUAAAAGAGCAGGGUCUGGCCCCUACCACUAACCAGCAGGGCAACGCGUUGGCCAAGCAGAUUGGAGCUGUCAAGUACAUGGAAUGCUCUGCGCUGAAGCAAGAUAAUGUCAGGGAGGUGUUUGCAGACGCUGUGAGGGCGGUGUUGUAUCCAGUCACAAAGAAGAAUCCCAAAAAAUGUGUUCUGUUGUAAUAAAUGGUUCUCAGAUUUGGACUAUGGAGAGGAAUGAUGGAGAUCCAUGGAUGCAAAAGAGAGGCUGUAGAACAAAGAACGCCAUCUAGUUGCUUCCAGCCCACCUGACAGUUGUCCUUUCUUAUCUCCUGGAGGAUCUCACAGAGUUGCCUUCAUCACCAAAGUGACUGUUUCAAAAUGAAGGCAACAGACCUUAAAAGUUUAACUUUUAUUAUUUACAGCUUUUUGAUUUUACAGCUUCUUGAUUAAUAGCUUCUGUGCUUUAAAAAAUAUGAUGAUCACGGUGGCCACAAGCCAAAAUAUCCAAAUCAACCAGCCAUUCCCUGUUUGACUGGAGGAAGGAGAUCUGCGUUUGUUCAGGUGGAGAACUAGCGACUACCUCAUAUUCUCACCUAAGUUGCAUCUUAUUGAGUCUCAAGCAAAGUUGCCAUCAAUACCCUUUGAGUUGCCUAUUGAUGUAUAUUGAACUGCCAAGUUUGAGGUCAACAACAUGAUCCUGAAUCUUUGAAUUUGUGCUUGACUUCAGUUAGCUUGAAUCCAGACAAUGUGUUAUGACUCCUGGACAAAUGCCAUUGCUUCUUAGUCAGAUGCACAGAUUAAUGGUUAAAAUCACAGCAGUUCCUCUUCAGCUUAUUCUGGUAUGUUAGAGUUGACUGGCAAGUUGCACUUCCUGCCUCUUGCUCUGUUCUCUUACUGUCUUAUGAGUAAGAGCUAAUGGCUCUUUGCAGAUAAGCUUUGCCCAUUAGGAGCUGCAAACUAAGUGCCCAUUUCCCAAAUAGCGGAGUAAACAUCUUAAUUUUACCAAAUUAUUACAUUUUGGUUCACGAUUCCUCAAGUCAACCAAGUCAGGAAGCUGUACCGCAGCUUAGCUUUCCUCUGUUUUGCAUCUGAAUUCUCAGGCUUAUUUUUAGCGCCAAUAGAAACGUACCUAAGAGUUCCUCUUUGACGAGGUGGGGUUAAGGAGAGUGUAUUUCUUAGUUGUGAAUUUACUCUUUAAAUGAUUUACUUAAUCCUGAAAUGUUUUUAACUUACAUGUGCAGUUAUUGCCAAAGUUGACUAUAUUUUUUGUAAUGGCUCAUGUUUAUUUGAUCGGUAAAAUGUUUUUUUCUCUAUUUUUAAUCACAUAUGAUAAACUACAGCACCAUAAUGCUUCCCUUUUUUUCAACCACAUCAUUGUCUAGAGUCAUUGGAGAAAGACCACUGUAUAAUCGACUCCUUGUACCAUAUAUUACCAUAAUAAGUUUCACUGGUUCACAUCAAGCGAUUUACAUGUCAUCCUGUGUUUUGUGGUUUAACUUUCAGGCAGCAUCAUAUGUAGCCUUUUAACCCAGCUAUACUAUAUUGACAGUACAGAAGAAGCCGUUCAUUUGAUUGGGUGCCUUAUCUAAACCAAAGACCAUUACAUCUUCGUCUUGCCCAGAGGGUCGCAUCAUACUGCUACAAUUACUACAAGAAAAGUUGAUGCACAAAUCCAAAAGCUCAGAUUUGUUUUUGUAAGUUCUUAGCAGUAUUCUUCCUCAGUUCCUUCCAGUAAAUACAGUCUACUUUCAGCGGGGUUUUUUUUUUUGGGUAAAACACAGGUGCUAAGCUGUCAUCUUGCACAGCAAGUCUUGUGUGCAUCUGUGAAACGGGGUUCACAGCUCUUAACAGAUUGUGGUUUACAUCCCUGCCUUGCAUAGUGCAGUGAGGGCAAAGCACAAGCGCAACUUGUGCUUAUUGUUUCCAAGAGCUGCGUUGGUUGUCGCUGCCCCACAUUUAAAGAUUUUUAUAUUUUUCUAAAGUAUUUUUAUAACUCUUUGCUUGUUUGUGCUUCCAGGUAGCUGCAAAAAUAGCAACCCUUACACUUAAUUGUAUUUACACUGCCAUCUGGGGUAUUCAAUACUUUUACUUAGAUUGUGCCUUGUGCAGAGUCUUGAAUAAAUGAAGAGUAAAACAAGCACAAGGUUUUGUGUGACAACAUGGAUGCGCUUUGAGAUCUACUAAAAGUGUGAAAUUUUCUGAAGGGGUCUGACAAGCGCUGAAUGUGUGUGUGCACAGUAUUUAAAACCGUUAUCUGUGGAAGACUUAUUUUUUUCCCUCUUGUUCCUUCAUCAUGUCCCAAAUUUACUCAGAAAGUGCUAUUAAAGCAGAACAUUCACCUGUGGGCUCUCUGUAUCUGUGUCCUGGAGCAAUAUGCUGCCGUGUGCGUGGUACUACGCUUUUACACUGGGAACUUGAUUUGUAGAAAUCUGUAAUUGUUUUAUAAAUAACAAAAGCAUAUUUGUAUAAAUGAACUAACAGUGAGAUGAUUUUAAAUUAUGCCUAAUAAAAUGGUGCCUAAUACCA
Messenger RNA from Girardinichthys multiradiatus, 3053 nucleotides. Its product is annotated as rho-related GTP-binding protein RhoG-like. NCBI's taxonomy places the organism in Eukaryota, Metazoa, Chordata, Actinopteri, Cyprinodontiformes, Goodeidae. Gene Ontology annotation, biological process: establishment or maintenance of cell polarity; regulation of cell shape; actin filament organization. The transcript has 2 exons. Bases 153 to 728 code for a protein of 191 amino acids. Gene Ontology annotation, molecular function: GTPase activity; GTP binding; protein kinase binding. The record is from RefSeq and is a predicted model, not a curated record. Gene Ontology annotation, cellular component: cytoskeleton; cytoplasmic vesicle; cell cortex.